UCUCACCAGCACAGACACUGAGCUGAGAAAACUCCUUAGCUCUCAACAUGCUUGACCUUGACACCUGGCCACACACUCCUCACAGUGUCCUGUUACUGGCCCUACUGCUGGGACUCACAGGAGCAGCUACACAGAAGGAGCUGAAGGUGAUUCAGCCUGAGAAAUCAGUUUCUGUCUCUGCUGGAGACUCAGCCACUCUGAACUGCACUGUGACCUCCCUGCUCCCUGUGGGGCCCAUGAUGUGGUUCAGGGGUACAGGGCAGAGUCGGCACCUAAUAUAUAGCUUCACAGGAGAGAAGUUCCCCAGAGUCACAAAUGUUACAGAUACUUCAAAGAGAAACAACCUAGAGUUUUCCAUCCGCAUCAGUAAUGUCACACCUGCUGACUCUGGUACCUACUACUGUGUGAAGAUGUACAGUGCAGACUCUGACAGGGAGCUUCAGUCUGAGGGAGGCACAGAGCUUUAUGUGCUUGCUAAACCGUCUCCUCCUGUGGUCUCGGGCCCUACAGUCAGAGUUACUCCUGGGAAAACUGUGAGCUUCACAUGCAAGUCCCAUGGCUUCUCUCCUCGGAACAUCACACUUAAGUGGUUCAAAAACAGAAAUGGGCUCUCUCACUUCCAAACUACUGUGGACCCCAAAGGAGAAAGUAUCUCCUACAAUAUCUCCAGCACAGCCCAGGUGGUGCUAAGCCCUCAGGAUGUCUACUCUCAGAUCAUCUGUGAGGUGGCCCAUGUCACCUUGCAAGGAGGCCCACUCUGUGGGACUGCCAACUUGUCUGACAUCAUCCGAGUUCCACCCACUGUGGAGAUCAGCCAGCAGCCAUCAGUGCUAUGGAAUCUGAUAAGUGUCACCUGCCAGGUGCAUAAGUUCUACCCUUCAAGCCUUCGCUUGACCUGGUCAGAGAACGGAAAAGUAUCCCAGAUAGAAGAGCCUUCUAUGUUCACAGUCAACAAGGAUGGAACCUACAGCUGGACCAGCAGGCGCUUGGUGAAUGUAUCUGCCUAUGAGGAGGACAUGUUACUCACCUGUCAAGUUGAGCAUGAUAGACAGCCAGCAGUCCUAAAAACCCACACUGUGGUGAUCAGUGCACAGCAGAGGGAACAAGAACAGAAGUCAUCAGAUACUGCUGAAAUCCUUGUAGCUCUGCUCCUUGGACCCAAACUGCUACUGGUAAUUGGUGCCAUUGCUAUCUACAUGCAUAAGAAACAGAAGGCCUGACUGUAAGUUAGGAGGGAUGGAGGCUGUAUUAGUUACUAUUCUUUCAAUGUGACAACACACCCUAAGGAAAUUAAUUUAUAUAAAAAAGAUUUAUUUGGCCAUACUGUUCCCAAGGCAUGAGUUUAUCAAUCCUGAGGGGCAUGAAGACAGAUCAGGGAGCUAAGAGCUCACAUCUUCAGUGGAGAGCAUGAAACAGAGAAUAAACUGAAGAUAAAUGCUCACCUCCUGUGAUAUACUUUCUCUGGCAAGGCUGCACUACCUAAACCUCUCCAAAGAGUACCACCAACUGGGAACCAUGUGUUCAACUAUCCUAGAAUGUAGAGAAUAUUUCUUAUUCAAACCACCAGGGGGAUGUCAGUCUUUGGACUAACAAAGAAGGGUCAGGAUCAGUAGGAGCGCCAAAGUACUUAUGAAACAGUUUUACCAUCUGUUGUGAUGACAUACUGCUGAGGAUCCUCAGGAAUCUUGUAGAACCCUUUGAGACAUCCCCAUUCCAAGCUCCCAGGAAGUGUGUGUUCUGCAGGAAGCUUUCAGUCAAGGAUCAACAAAGCCAUCCAAAGAGGCCUAAAGGAUUGAAGGCCCUGAUUAGGAUGUGGGGUAUUGUCCUCACUGCCCCUGAUGGAGGUCAUCACAGUAAGUGGAAGGCUAGGAUUCAUGGAAAACAGCUAUCUACACUAUGGACCAACUUUUAGAAGUACCAAAGACCCUUUAUAAGGACUGUUCCUGCUUUUGUCUCUCUGUGAUCACAAAGAAUAGAAAUAGACACUCAGAAAGACUGUGUGUCUUAGUGAUUAGGCUUAGAUGGCACUUUUAUGACCUGGGCAUCUCAUCCACUCAGGACAGGAAGAGAGCAGAACGAGGGACAUUGUAGCACUAAGGUACAAUGUGUACAUUAUAAGAAUUUUUUUAAUGAGAGGUGAUUCUCCACAGCUCUUCCCUCAUCCUCUGCCAUUGAUAUCUCAGAGUUGUGAUUCUUUAGUUAUUGGAUUCUACUCUUGGGGUUCUUAAUCUUAUUAAUAAAAGAUUUUAAUAAUGUGACUCAAGUGAAAUAGAAGUCCAGCUGUACAUUAUAAGGGUCAGUCGAGUGGGAAGACAAUUGGCAUGGAGCAUUGGUAACAUAACGGCUUAAUAUUCAGUUGUGCCUUGCUAUGAAUUCCUUGUGCUCAUAAUUCUCCUAAAAUGUAUAUGUGUGUGUGAAUCUCCAUUUCAAAGUACCUGGAUAGCCAUGUAAACAUGGCUCUAAGCUCUAGCCCCGCUCUUUAGCAUUUGUUUUGGGUAUCUGCUUUCUGCAAAUACCCUCCCUGAGCUUCUUCCUAAGAUAGAGCCUACCCCCAACAAAGCUUUAAAAGACAAGCAAGGAACAGAAAGCUACCAGGCCAUCUAUUAGACACCUGAACACCCUCUCAUCCUCCCCACCCCUGCCCUGAACUAAGGUAAAGCAUCCUCUCUGAGACAACCUGUCUCACAGGCCAAGUGACUGCCUUCUAGAUGAACAAGCUUUGUUUCUUGUGCAAAUUAAGGCCUCCCCCUCUUUCUCACUGCCCCAGAGAAACUCUUAGAUCAAAAAGGACUUUCCUCUUACCAGGCAUUUCAAGCUGUGAUGCAGACUGACUAGCUAUCAGUUCUCCUCCCCUGUCCUGUCAAGAAACUGGUGGCGGGGGGAGGCGGGGGGGUCACAGUUUUAACUUUUAGUUUUAGUGACCUACAGACUUUCCCUACCCUAUCACCUGUAAGUUUAUAGUUGAACGCAUUUAUGGCAGACUCGUAAUGCCUUCACUUAACCACAGUAAGGAUGUGUUUCUAGCACAUAAAUUCCUUUUCUGAUAUAUUCCAACUGCUAACUGACUCCACUCUUAUCUCUCCCCUUUUGGGUUGCAAAUAAAGUUGCCAGGAAGCCUCUGGUGGAAACCGGCUAUCUUGUGUUGUAUACAAAACAUGAGAUGUUGCUGCUUGGGAUAAGAUAUAGACUAGUCCUGGAAAAAAAAGAGAGGAAAUUAAAAGAAUUGAGAGAGUUGAGCUGGUGA
Molecule: messenger RNA, 3244 nt
Organism: Onychomys torridus (southern grasshopper mouse)
Lineage: Eukaryota; Metazoa; Chordata; Mammalia; Rodentia; Cricetidae
Product: signal-regulatory protein beta-1-like
Exons: 5
Coding region: 48-1220 (390 amino acids)
Biological process (GO): positive regulation of phagocytosis; positive regulation of T cell activation
Cellular component (GO): plasma membrane
Source: RefSeq, a predicted model, not a curated record